Naegleria lovaniensis is the source of this 2238-nucleotide messenger RNA. RefSeq lists its product as uncharacterized. The transcript has a single exon. The record is from RefSeq and is a predicted model, not a curated record. The coding region runs from base 1 to 2238 and encodes 745 amino acids. NCBI's taxonomy places the organism in Eukaryota, Heterolobosea, Eutetramitea, Acrasida, Naegleriidae.
AUGUCUGUAACGACUUCCCCUUCUCCUUCCAUCAACACCAACAAUAACAGCAGCAACACUCUUUCCUCCUCUUCCCAAUUUUUUCCAAAUUCUUCUUCUUUCAAUUCUUCUUCUUCCGAAUUAUUGAAUCAUCAGCCUUCGAUAUCGGUAACAGGAACAACAACAACAAUAACGGAAGAGGAAGAACGAAAAUCAUCAUCCAAUGUCCAUAAUAAGAAUUCUAUUCGUUUCAAUAAUCACCAUCAUUCAAAUAUAACAAACAACAAUAAUAAUAACGUAAAUACAAUUAUUCCAACAACAAGAAUAAUAACUGAUGCAUCAUCAGUUGAUAGUAACAUUUCAUCAUCAUUGACCACUACGGAGAAUCGGCUCGUGGAAAAUAAUGAUCAAGGAGGAAUUUCGAUACCGCUGUCAACUGUCAAACCAACUGCUACCAACAACAACAACACUCUCUCCCAAUCACAACCACUCGCCAUUCAUCAUCAAAUUGAAUACGCUCUUCUCCAUUCCACUUGUAAUAACACCCAUAGUAGCAGUUGUAGUAGUAUGGACGAUGAUUUGGAUGAAGACGAUCAAUCCGUGUCCACUCCAAUUUCAAUUCCAAGCAUCCCUUCCACUCCUUCUCAAUCCAAUAUUCUUACAACCGCCACGACAACAACAAAUGAAUCUGUCAAUCCCUCUUCGACAACAAGCUCAACAAUGAAUUCGACCACAAGCAGCAGCAACAACAACACGGUGACACCCAUCCGAAAACAAACCGAAGAGCUCGAAGAUUGGGAAAUUAUUGUUCGAAAUCGAAAUGCUCAACAAAUGAAUCGAAUGGCGAAUACAAAUUUAUUGACUGAUAGUAAACCUUCGUCGACGGUUUCAACACCCUUGUCACCUUCAACGCCCCAACAUGCCUAUCAUCAACAACCUCAACAACAACAACAAAAUAACGACGAACCAUCCGCCGAUUCAACAUCUUCGACACCAAUUUCGAUGGACAAGAAAAAAGGAAAUCAAUUAUGGUCAAAAUUGAGAAAAUCAUUCAAUGUCAAGAAAAAUGCAUCCUUCGAAGAAUCGGUCGUGUCCUCGAAUUCGAACGGCUUUAGUGGAGGUGGUGGUACGGGUUCUUUGGGAUAUUCAAGCUCAAAAAGUUCAUCAUUUAAAAGCGUCACUGAUUCUGCAACUUCAUUGACAAGCUCAAAUGGUUCUAUCGGCGUGCUGCCGUCACAAACCGUGCGAGUCCCUAUUGGAUCAGCCGUUUUCACCAAUUCUCAACAACAACCAAAGAGUAUAGAAAAUGCCUCAAAAGACCAAAGUUUUUUAGAAUUUUUGGAUAGCGUCGAUUGUCGAAUGAAUGUGGUUUCGAUCGAUUCGUUAGAUGAUGGAAUUUCUGUAAGCUCCUCAACCAUGGCCUCUUCAUCUUCGACGAGCAUAUCAAUUGCACCUGAAUUGAAAAAGUCAAAAUGGUGGAAACCUUUAAAGAUUAUCAAGAGCACGAUCAAGAAACAAUUACGAGAAGAAAAGCGAGAAUCGAAACAAAAGACACAAAGCAAUUCGACGAAUAGCAGCGCAAGUCUUACUCUUUUGACAAGUGGCAGUAGCAGUCAAACAGCACCGUCUUCAAGUGACACUCUCUCAACAACUACCUUACAAACCAGUAGUAGCGAUGAAAAAUUUAGUGUAUUGGUUGUGAGCAAACAAGCAACAACCAUGAGUGCUGCAGAAGAUGAAAUGCGAAAUUGUUUACAAGAUCCAAUUUGUAUGCAAUUAUUUCAUGAUUUUUGUUGUCAAGAAUGUUCUCAAGAAAAUCUCGUGUUAUGGAAAGAGCUCAAUAAGGUCAAGGCUAAUUUCAAGAAACUAUCCGAUCGACGAAGAAGUCGAAGUUUAAAAUCCAUCCAUGCCAAAUUCUUUGCCCCUGACGCAGGUGACAGCUCCGCUUUGGAAGUGAAUGUGAGCGGAAAAACAAAACUUCAAAUUGAGGAACAUGCAAAUAGCAACCGAGUGAGCCUUCAAUCAGGUGCCAAUGUGUUAAAUAAUUUGCAACGAGAUUGUAUGAAUAAUUUAUGUGACAGUUUUUCGAGAUUUAUUUUAACAGAAGAAUAUCGACAGUGGAGACAAAUGCGAUUUGGUUUGGAUGAUUUUUAUGAAGAUCCAUGUGCAAGUAAUACCACUUCGACCACGCCUUCAACCAUGAUGCCUUCGACCACCAAUACUACGACUUCAUCGAACACAGAUUCUGAAAUUAAAUAA